Aspergillus thermomutatus is the source of this 3444-nucleotide messenger RNA. RefSeq names its product putative C6 transcription factor. The record is from RefSeq and is a predicted model, not a curated record. NCBI's taxonomy places the organism in Eukaryota, Fungi, Ascomycota, Eurotiomycetes, Eurotiales, Aspergillaceae. The coding region runs from base 1 to 3444 and encodes 1147 amino acids. Gene Ontology annotation, molecular function: iron ion binding; DNA binding; zinc ion binding. The transcript has 7 exons. Gene Ontology annotation, biological process: DNA-templated transcription.
AUGGGCUCCUUAUGGAACUACCUUGGCCUUGCCUCCGCCUCAACCAAUGACGAGAAGAAUGCCAUGCGGGCUCUGCCGUCCUCAUGGUACACGUCUCAGGAGAUGUUCGAGCUAGAACGCCGGGCGAUUUUCUCUCGCAAGUGGCUCCUGACCACUCACAAGCUGCGCCUCCCUAACACCGGGGACUGGUUACGCUACGAGGUCUCCGGCUUUCAAUUUGUUCUCGUCAAGGACCGCGACGGAAACAUCAACGCCUUCCACAAUGUCUGCCGCCACCGUGCAUUCCCCGUUGUCACCGAAGAGAAAGGAACAGCCCGCAUCUUCGCCUGCAAGUACCACGGGUGGUCGUACGGACUAAACGGCAAGCUGGCCAAGGCCCCGGGAUAUCAGGACCUUGAGGGCUUUGACAAGAGCAAGAACGGCCUCCUGCCAAUCCACGUACAUAUCGACGUCAACGGCUUCAUUUGGGUCAACCUUGAUGCCGGCGAGAAGCCCGAGAUUGCAUGGGAGGAUGACUUCAAGGGAAUCGAUGUGCUGCCCCGGUUUGCGGAUGUCAAGUGGGACGAAUACACCUUCGACCACACUUGGGAGCAGGAGGGCGACUAUAACUGGAAGAUUCUCGCGGACAACUACAACGAGUGUUAUCACUGCGCGACAACGCACCCUGACAUUCCGUCCAUUGCCGACCUGAGCACCUACUCUGUCGACACCAAGGACGGCGGCAUCAUCCACGAUGCGCACAGCAAGCCCGAGCAGAUUGCGGCCGGAUUGAAGAUCGCCAGCACAUAUUACUUCCCCAAUGCCUCCAUGACCGUUUCUCCCCACUUCUUCUUCAUGCAGCGCUUCGUCCCCCUCUCGCCCACCAGAUCCAUCAUGAAGUACGAGGUCUACCGGAACAAGAACUCCUCGGACGAGGACUUCGAGGUGAUCAACCAGAUGUACAAGCGCAUCAUGUCCGAGGACAAGUACCUCUGCGACCUGACCCAGAAGAACCUCAACGCCGGCGUCUUCGUCAACGGCGAGCUGCACCCCACAAUGGAAAAGGGACCCCUGUACUUCCAGAAGGUGGUCCGGGAUCUCGUGGUGGAGCACUACGAGCGCGAGCAGAAGGCGACGCAGGAAAUCUGGCCGGCGAGACAGAGCCUGCCGAAGAAUGCGACCGUCAGCGAGAAGGAUAUCUCUGCAGCCGCCCGCGACUAUUGCGUGAAGGACCGACUCGCCGAGCUCGAAGAGAAAGUGAACCUCAUUCUAAAGGGAAGCUUACCAAGCCGGGGAAGGGACUCAGCUCUCGAAGACGCCAAGGACCUCACAGAAACAACAUUUACACGGAAUAGCCAGCCUCAGGCUCGUCGCGGCUCGAGCUACAGCGACCCGUCUCCCCCCAAUUUUGGUUUCGAUGAUGCCAGUCCCCAGCCUUCCUCGUUGGCCGUUGUCCGAGCCGUCGAUCUGUACAUGAAGUAUUGCCACCGACAGCCCGUCUGGUGCUUUGAUUUCGAAGAACACGGGGAUCUGGACUCUUUACCAGAAGAGCUCAUCUGUAGUAUCAUUGCGCUGACGGCACGGUUCUCGCAUGAGGGGGAACACGGGCAGCACCAUGCGGAUACGGCAAAGAGUUUGAUUAUGCUCCGGAUUGCGAAUGGGACGGUGGAGUUGAGUACGAUUGAGAGUUUGUGCUUGCUGGCGUAUUCUUCAUUUAUUGAUGGCGAUAUGCACCUUGGUCGAUUUCACCUCGGACUUGCAUUUCAGCUCUGUCGAUCUGCUCUGCUUGACACGGAGUCAGCAUAUACCCCUGAAGACCCCCACACGGAGCGCAAGAAGAGGCUAUUUUGGAGUCUACAGCUAUUAGAACAGUCUUAUGGUCGGCAGACCGGACUGCUGAGCAUUCCCUCGGAGAUCUGGCGUCCGGUGGACUACUUCUCAGGGAACGGGAAGGAGUUGCAAAGAGAUAGCGAGAAGCCUCCCCCAUUGCCUCGGGACACAGUCGGCUGCUCUGCGCCAGACGACACCGGCAUCUGGAGCAUGACGAUUCACUUUGGCUGGGUCUGGAGCAAAGUACGCACCUACGUGUCAGAUUGUGCAAACAACCGACUACGCGAGCCCUGGCGCCACGAGUCGAUGUAUUCCAUGGUUCUUUCAGACCUGACGGAAAUCGAAAAUCGCACACCACUCUGCCAUCGAUACGACCAUGUGCGGUUCUACGAUCGCCAGCCGGACGAAGUGACGCUCAACCGCGCGUACUGGGUUCCUUGGCUCAAAUUGCAGUUCAUGUACCAUGCGAUUCUCACCGUCCUCAACCAUCCUUUUCUGUACAUCAUGGCCUCGCAGCAUAAUCCCAACCUGGCCAUUCCGAAUAGUUUCUGGCGCCGUUCGUCGGAGUUGGUACUUCUUCAUGCGACGUGGAUCGUGCGCAUGAUUGACAUGCUAUCGGACAAGGACGUACGGCUUACGGAUCCGUUCUUCGCGCAUGUGGCUGCUAUCGCCGCGACUGUGCAGCUGUAUUACUGCUGUGCUGGUGAUCCCAGACUGAAGUACAAGUCCCGGGCUGAUCUAGCCCGCUGCAGGGAUUUUCUGAGGUCUUUUGUCCCGUUUUCUCGGGCCUGUGCAGCGUUGGUAUGUUUCCCGUCCCAGGCGAUGAAGUCAAAACUGACAGAUCAGAACCGAACACUCGAUCGUAUGACCCGGAUUGCAUCUGGCUCAGAGAACAUAGACUACGAUAACUGGGUCCCGUCCAAGAUCCAUCUGAACAUCCCCUUGAUGUGGGAUAUCCUCCAGUUCACCUGCAGCGACAGUUCCUAUCCCGAUGUCCCACCCGGAAGCCUCCUCCAUUCCUCGCUCAGUGCUUCGGUAACCCGAAACGACACAGAGGAAAGCUCUACACUCGAAAUCAUCGUGACUACCUCCCCUGAAGUGACCGUCAACACUGCAGACGGCGGCCAGGGCGUACCCAUGCCUCUUUAUCGGACCCCGAAUUCGUCAAAGGGCGACGGUACAAGCACAGCUACAGUUCCAAGGUCUAUGCCUCCCGCAGACGCAGUGGUAGCUCCAAUCGACAGCCUCAUGCUCAACACGCCCUGGCUAUGGGCCGAUUCCGCGCAGUUUGGAGACGUCGAUGAUCUCGACUAUAGCACGUCAGCUCCGGCAGUAGGCGAUGUUGAGGGUUCGGCAUGGAUCCUUCAGACUGUGCGCUCCGCUUAUAUUCUAGGACUAGGACUAAAUGCCCUGCCGAUACGCGCCUGUACAGCCUGGCCGUCAAGCCACGAAUGCAACAGGACUCAACCCAGCGAGCCACCUCCCGUGCGGCUUGAAGGUGAUCUUUCCAUCAGCAAGAUCACAGCACACAGCAACUCCCAAAGUCCUAACGGCGAGUACUACGAAUGCAACGUCUCAUCGGAUGACAUCCCAAAGCGACUGCCUCCGCCCAAUUUUGAUAUCCUAUGCAAUUAA